CACGCCGAGGAAGCAACACAUUAUUGUUCCGCACCACCCACUGGACGUUUACAGACCGAGACCACUACAGUACGACUACGCCUGACGCUUUCACAGACCAGGUACCACCGCCAUCAUCGCCCGUUAACUUGGAGAAUUGGAAGUUGGUCGCGUACCCCUUCGUCUGUCUAAACGUGAAUCGACGUUCAAUCUGUCGUUCGUCUCCUACUUGUCCGUCAGCGCGGAUUGUCCUUGCCGUCAUUGUUCACUCACACACGCGUACGAUAAGAUGAGCGCCGACAAGGUGGAAAACGGUCAGGACGAAGCGAGUUCGGGAAAUGGUGGAUGUGAAGGUCCAGAUGCGACGUAUAUCAAGCUGGUAGCUAGUGACGGUCACGAGUUUAUAAUAAAACGCAAGCUUGCCAUGGUAUCAAACACAAUCAAAGCUAUGUUAAGUGGCCCCGGUCAGUUUUCAGAAAAUGAAACAAAUGUAAUCCACUUCAAAGAAAUACCUUCUCAUGUUUUACAAAAGGUAUGUAUGUACUUCGCAUACAAAGAUCCUUAUACAGAUUGCCCAAAUGAAGUUCCUGAGUUCCCUAUUCCAGCAGAAAUUUCUGUAGAACUUCUGAUGGCAGCUAAUUUUUUGGAUUGUUAAUGUUGAGUAAUAAAAACAGAUAUUUACAAAUUAUUAUAAUUACAAAAUUUAUUGUAUCUAUAAAUUAUAUUGUGG
Rhopalosiphum maidis (corn leaf aphid) is the source of this 709-nucleotide messenger RNA. Its product is annotated as elongin-C-like. Gene Ontology annotation, cellular component: elongin complex. Lineage: Eukaryota; Metazoa; Arthropoda; Insecta; Hemiptera; Aphididae. Gene Ontology annotation, molecular function: protein-macromolecule adaptor activity. Bases 269 to 634 code for a protein of 121 amino acids. The transcript has 3 exons. The record is from RefSeq and is a predicted model, not a curated record. Gene Ontology annotation, biological process: ubiquitin-dependent protein catabolic process.